This is a messenger RNA of Chara braunii, 3144 nucleotides long. The record is from the annotation of a GenBank genome assembly. NCBI's taxonomy places the organism in Eukaryota, Viridiplantae, Streptophyta, Charophyceae, Charales, Characeae.
CAGAGGAUUCGAAAUAAGGUAUUGACGGUUCUCAGCUGCAUUUGGGCAAGGGGCAAGGUUGCAAAGGCUUGUAAUGCAGAAGGGCAUGAAUAGCAGUAUACACGAGGGUGGGUGUAUACAUGCUGGACUGCCGAGGGAUCUGCUGUUUGGCAGGCAAUGGCGUGACCUGGCUUUGAGAAAGCAAACCACAACGCCGGGGGCUCGACUUGCGUGAUAUUGAUAAUCGAUAGGGAUGGCAUGGACCACCCAUUAGGACAGCAAGUACGGAGGCAGCGGCCAAGCAGAGGGUUUCAUGUGAAGAGGAAAGUGGUGUGGGUAGUUUCAGCCCUCUUCAAGAGUGCAUGACCACAGGAAGAUAUGUGCUGCGCAUAAGAUAUUUUCGGCAAGAGAGACGCAAAGACUGAGCGGUGGAGGGAGCAAGUAUUGGCCGCGAGAGGAGGUACUGCAUGUGAGGAUGCGAUUCAGGUCAAGGGGGCAUCUCUCCGUCUCGGUGUGGACGGAGUCGAAUGACCUUCAGGGAAGGGCAUUCAGCAGAGGUGCAAGUGCUUGAAGUUUGGAUUGAUUGCCAGAUGUUGGCUGGGCACAAAGAUUUUGUUCCUGGGCGACAAGGACUCUCGACAGGGAAGUAGUGUCUCCGGGCCAAAGAUGGAUCAGCUGUUGGACAUGGGGAGGGAGUCCAGAGAGAAAGGAUCUUGAAGACUUGGGAGUUUCCCAACGUCAGGAGGAGUGGUCCUCGUGUGUUGGCUGCCAGUUGCCUUAUCAGUAGUGCCAGUUGUGGCCAGUCGUUGAUGUUCGGCAAUUAUUAUCAUGUGACAUUCUCGCAUCCGAGAGAGCUCCAAGUCUUCUGCACUUGGCCAGGUGGUCUAUCGAGAGAACUCCUAUGGGCAGGCGAACCGAAUUUGAAGUGGAUUUGCCAUUUUGACCAACAUGCCGGGGUUAAGAGGAGGGGGAUGCCGAUUCUAGUCCUGCUGGAGUUUUCUUUGUGAUGAAGUUUGCACCAACAUCUGGGCAUGUUGAUGACUGAGCGGGGGGAGGAGGGUUGUGGUCGUGAACCCUACAGGGAGUCAAGGUUGUUGCGAAGUGGACUGACUUUGCCAGAACUAUGGACAGCGGAAAGCUGAUGAUAAUGGGAUGUGUUCUGAUGAGGUAGCAGUGUAAUGCGCGUCAGCUGAACAGUGGGGCCUCCAUGCCACUGACGCCUGUUCCUUGGAGGCUACUUCGAGGGGAGUGAAGUCCAUCAGACCAUGCAACGAGUAUAGGGUGGAAAGUAGGUGUCAGUAUUGGCAUCCUGGGGUUCUGUUGAUCCCUGGAAGUCACAGUAGUGAGCGGAGAGGUGACUGAAGAGAAGUGGUGGCAGCAGCUAGCAUCCUGUCUCUGGAGAGCGGUAGAAGAGGUCAGGGUGGUGAGAGGGGAAUUGUUUCGUUCUGAGCAGACCCUCGGAAAACGAACGAAUCCCGUAGUAGAAGAUUGGGCGCGGAUUUCGAGUUCAGAUAGUGUUAUUGUAUGGAGAAUGGAAGGGAGGUUGUUUUGUUGCUUUGGCACAACAAUAUCUUUAGGAUGACCAGGCACCUCAGAUGGUAAUGAAGAAGGACGGAACAUUGGAGCAAGAAUAUUAUGAGAAAGGUCGCACCGAAUCUUUAAAGGGAGCGAAAGGUCAAGGUCUUUAUUUACAUAGAAGUGAUCGGAGUGUGAGGUGAACAAUCAAGUCUGGCUUUGGAUUGGCAUGGCACAUGUCCUGAGCAGAGUGUGGUUUCUCUCAGGCAUUAUUUCUGGCAAGGUGUACUUUGCCUGAAUUGGAAUGUCAUUUUCAGAAGAGGGAGUGAUUGGCAAGCAGCGCUGUUUCGCGUUGUCGAAUUUGACCCCGUUUGGAUUUGGCUUGGGGAUCGUCAUGGACACAACGAGGAAGGAAAAGAGGGGCAUUGUGAUUGGUGGUCGAGGGCUAGGAUGGGCUUCGAGGGAAAAGAACGACGGGUUGCGCAGACUAAUCCCUGGUCUCAAUUGCUGUGAUCUGCCGUCAACGAAGGACUGCGGGCAUGGCAGGUGUCGAGUGCAUUCUCUCCGUGGCUUUGAAAAACGUGCGGAAGUGUGUGCAGGGGCACAGGUGCUUCUGACGAAGGGACACUGUUUAGUUUCCUGUUUGCCUUCGGAGAUCUGCGUUAAUGAAAUAUCCCGGGCAAAGCUCCGUUCGGCGAAGGCUCAUUUUUAUGGAAACGCCGGGACGAAUUUCUAACUGACUGCCCUCUAUUUCAGUGCCCCAUGGCCUCUCUCUCUUCGUCAGCUGAAUUGUUAGGGAGGUUGCUGCCAAUUGGUUUUGUAUGCAUGGAGGUAGAUGUUGUGCCGGGCGUACUCGGAAAUCGAUCAAGUACUUGGCGAAGUUGGCGGUUGCAUGAGCUGCAUCCAGCUUAUGGAGGAGUCGAUCUGAUUAGAUGCUGCCGCAAUAGGUAAGUACAUGCUUACGGCCGUUAUGAACCUCGGUUUCCUCUCUGUCAUAAUACUGCGUUAGUCCUCUGCACAUGGAAAUUUUGGUGCCUUAGCAAUUGCCUCAGGAAGAAGGGGAAUACACAUGCCAUGCCUGGGCAUGUCUGGGUCCUCGAAGGCUGAAGGAACGACCUUCUGACGUUGUGAUUAUGCGCUUCGAAAGGACCGGCUGUUGGGAACCAGUUGCUAUGGUAGUGCUUCUGUGUGACGACAGGCCCGGCGGGUCCACCUCACUCGUGAGGACGGAGGAGCAGAGCAGCAGAGGAAAGAAUAAAGGUGCAUGCCAUUGAUGUGGAUGUUGCACAUGUGGCUGCCUGCCCUGUCUGUGAAAGGUGUGAAAGGAUGUGCGGGGGUUGUUCAGCCCCUUUUGUUACAUUUGUGACCGUUGCGGUGAUGAAAUGCACAUGAUGCCGUUGAUGAUGACCUUGGCUGCACUGUGGUGUAUUUUCAUAAGUGAGAUGGUUUAUUCGGUCCGAAUUUCGGUUAUGUGGGUUUCGAGAAGAAAUGGCUGGAUUGCUGCUAGAUGCAUGCCCCACCCCGACUUGCAUGGAAAUAUUGGAAUCGUAUUUUUGAGAGUUUUUCUUUGUAUUUGGAUUGUGUGAUGGAUUUGUCUAGGAGGAUUUUUUAAAUAUAACUAACAGCAUCUAAUCAAGCAAAGUAGAGCAU